GACUCUGCUCGCGGCCCUUAGCAACGGGCCCUCUUUCGACCCGCGGCCUAUGGCGGCCGUCGCGAACCCCACCGUCUUCCUCCUCAUGGUCAGCGGGCAAAUCGAGAGCGCUCAGUUCCCGGAGUUUGACGACCUCUACUGCAAAUACUGCUUUGUGUAUGGUCAUGACUGGGCCCCCACCUCGGGUUUGGAAGAAGGAAUCUCACAGAUCACUUCUAAGAACAGAGGCUAUCAGCCAAACCUCGUAUGGAAUUUCCCCAUUGACAUCACCUUCAAAAGCACCAACCCUUUUGGAUGGCCUCAGAUAGUCUUAAGCGUGUAUGGCCCUGAUGUUUUUGGCAACGAUGUAGUUCGAGGCUAUGGAGCUGUCCAUGUUCCUUUUACACCCGGAAGCCAUAAAAGAACAAUCCCAAUGUUUGUUCCAGAAUCUACAUCAAUGCUGCAGAAAUUUACAAGUUGGCUCAUGGGACGACGGCCAGAGUUCAUUGACCCCAAAGUGGUGGCACGGGGAGAGGGCCGGGAAGUGACCCGAGUGCGAUCACAAGGCUUUGUGACUCUCUCUUUCAACGUGGUGACCAAGGAUAUGAAGAAGCUGGGCUACGAAGUGAGCUCUGCCGCUAUGCCCAACCCUGCAGCAGCCUCAAUGGGAGAUGGCCUUCACAGAUACUAAAGCUGAGGACGCCUGGGCUUGGCCUCUAUUUAACAGCUCUCUUACACCAGCAAAGUAUUUUAACAGGGCAGUCUCACAGCCACUCAAUUUUACCGGAAUUCUUCUGUAUGGUGGGAGGAGAGAUUUUGGAGCAUCAGUUACUGUAAGCAAUAAUAAUGCAUCAACAUUGACUGACAAAGUAGGUGUGUUUUAGUUUAUGUCUUCUCAUGUGACAAGCUCCUUGCAGUUAAGAAAAUUCAAGUAUCAGGGAGCAAGGAUCUGUCCAGCUCUCUUGCAAGUUGUAGUUUAAAUGGGCAUGGAGGGCAGUUAAAAUGGUUACUCUACAUUGUGCCCUGCAGAAUAAAGGCACAGGUUCACCUACAAUUUCUAGCUCCAUAAUAUCUUUUAGGGUGAGGAGAUGGAUGAAUUAUCACUAUUCCCCAACCCUCUGGCCAUUCUGUAUUCCAGUUAUCCCAGAGUAGGAUCGCUCACAGUAUUUGUACUUGUGAUAAAGAAAUAUAGGAAGGAGCUACAGAAUUGCUCCUCUCUGCACAAAACUGGCUCAAGGCAUUUCUGACCUGGCAGGAGGCACAGUCUCCUUCACCUGUUACUGUUUCCCCUCAAAGCAGCAUGCCUGUAGAUCCCCCAAAUAUGGUCACAAUUAUUGCUGGCCCUUAAGGCUAAGCUAGUACAAAGCUAUUGCUUUGACUCUUUUCCAUCUGUUAUGUGCAUAGGGUAUCUACUUGUUAACCUUUUAACAUGUUUGGAUGGAUAUAAUCACCUGCAGCAGCUGAGUGAUAGGGGAAAGAGAUUAGAGGGCAGCCACCUGAGCAUAAGGUACAAAGAAACCAGUAUCAGUACAUGAGUGUGUGCAUGUUGUUUACAAGAUGUUACAUGACCCCUAAGCCACAUAAAAAGUCAUGUAGUACAUUCAAUGGUUCCUAUAUCUACACAGGUGCUAUGUACAUUCUCACAGAAUUCAGAGCCGUCCAAAAAGGGAACAUACUUAACUUCACAACUGCUAAAAAUUUAAAUAAAGUUCUUUGCCUGUUGCUCACA
This is a messenger RNA of Eublepharis macularius, 1708 nucleotides long. RefSeq names its product B9 domain containing 1 (gene B9D1). NCBI's taxonomy places the organism in Eukaryota, Metazoa, Chordata, Lepidosauria, Squamata, Eublepharidae. The transcript has 7 exons. The record is from RefSeq and is a predicted model, not a curated record. Bases 50 to 670 code for a protein of 206 amino acids. Gene Ontology annotation, cellular component: MKS complex. Gene Ontology annotation, biological process: cilium assembly.